Messenger RNA from Trametes versicolor FP-101664 SS1, 237 nucleotides. RefSeq lists its product as uncharacterized. Gene Ontology annotation, molecular function: mRNA binding. Gene Ontology annotation, cellular component: catalytic step 2 spliceosome. The transcript is spliced from 4 exons. Bases 1 to 237 code for a protein of 78 amino acids. NCBI's taxonomy places the organism in Eukaryota, Fungi, Basidiomycota, Agaricomycetes, Polyporales, Polyporaceae. The record is from RefSeq and is a predicted model, not a curated record. Gene Ontology annotation, biological process: mRNA splicing, via spliceosome.
AUGUUCGACAAGAAGAUCAUCCAGUACGAAAUGAACUGCGGUCAAUCACGCAAGCAGACGACCAGCAAUCUCGGGCCCGUAAACUCGAUCGCCCUCAUGGACGAGAUAGGCGGUUUGUCAACACACCCACACAUGCACUCGAUGCCGGCCGUCACUCUGCACCCGAGCAAGAAGUAUUCUGCUGCGCAGAGUAUGGACAACCAGAUCCUGGUUUACCGCACGGACAACUUCCGCUAG